Exophiala mesophila is the source of this 1677-nucleotide messenger RNA. RefSeq lists its product as uncharacterized. The transcript has a single exon. The coding region runs from base 323 to 1522 and encodes 399 amino acids. The record is from RefSeq and is a predicted model, not a curated record. Lineage: Eukaryota; Fungi; Ascomycota; Eurotiomycetes; Chaetothyriales; Herpotrichiellaceae.
CACACACACACCCACCCACCCUUGGAACAAACACGCCAUCUCCCAUUCGCCACCCGCCACCUCACUUUGAUGUGCUGUCCGCUUUCGUGUAACCGGAUCAACACAAUCUACAGCCGGCAGCACUCCGGUCAUUUCUUAUGAGGUAGGUCACACUGGGAACUCGGUGGUUGACUUAGCCGGCCAUUCCGCCGCGCUGGAUGCGCCGCAUAUCACGAGGAACUUUCUUGUGGCAUCGAUCUCCACUUGGCACAAACGCAACUUCUUCAGGGCCUUUCCCUUGUCAUUUAUUCGGCAGGUUUGGUAAAAUCUAGCCAUCUUGAAGAUGGGGCUGUUCAGAUCAUUAAAAGGCAAGGUGGACGUUGGAACUGAUGAUCCACCGAAGCCAACACAGACCGCAUCCUCUCAUGAUGGAUGGUCUGUACGUGACGAGAAGCGCCGAAUAUUCGGUGGUGGCAGCAGUGGCGACAGAAACCAGCACAGUCAAUCCUCAUCAUCCCGCGCACCGACACCACACCAUGACCAGUACAAUGCGCCUCCUGGGCCACCUCCCAGUCAAAGAAUAGCAAAUGACCAAUAUGUUCCUCCAGAAGGGCCGCCGCCCUCCCAUGGGCAUCGCCUAACCCAGACCGAGUUUCAACCACCUGCAGGCCCACCACCAACACAAGCAUCUAAUCCCCCACCUUAUCAUGACUGGACCGUCAUACCGGAUACUUCUCUGCUACCCCCACCACCCGCGAUAACGGAAGAAUUCUCCCCAACCAACAAUGCCAGCUGGGAUUCCGCAGCACGAGCACAUGACUGGUGUGAGCAAAACCUCGUGUUCACCCCUUCAAUACCGUCUUCUAGAAUCCACGUCGAUUCUCAGGCUGGCCGGAUCGGCCUCGACCCUCCUCCAGCACAACUAUGGAGAGGCUCGUCGGUCCGACAGCUGUCACCCAUUUCGUAUAGAGUGAAGACGUCAAAGGGCCAACAAGAUGCCAUUCUUCUGUCCACAUUACCCAUCUAUUUCGCGGCAGCUGAUAAUCCUCUGCAAACGCAGCAGGAGAAAACAAUCUACUUUGAGAUUCGUGUUAUCAACAUUGCAAAUGAGAAUUCGGGUAUCGCCAUUGGAUUCUCGGCCAAGCCAUAUCCUCCAUGGCGACUGCCCGGGUGGCAUCGUGCAUCCCUUGGAAUCCACGGUGAUGACGGCAGGAGGUUUGUCAACGACUCGGGAGGUGGCCGAGACUUUGUGACUGCAUUUCGUCCUGGGGAAACCCUGGGUGUAGGUAUGACCUUCUCGACGGACGAACUCAGAGCUUCAGGGCCAGAAGGAAGGGUGAAAACUCGAGUUUUCUUGACUAGAGGAGGGGCAAGGGGUCAGGGAGAUGGGUGGGAGAUCGAUGAAGAGAGAGAUGCUGUUCUAGAUCCCAUAGAGGGACUCAUGGGAGAAGGUGAUCUGUAUGCUGCAGUCGGCGUUUUUGGAGGGCUCGAAUUCGAAGUCAAUCUGGGAAAGGAAACGUGGCUGUGGAAGCCUCGAGGUUGAAGUUAGAAAGAAACCGAGUGAGACUCCGUUCUUGACCUGUUCGACUUACACAGUAGUAAACUGGGUGGUGAGACUGAAUGGAAUGGUAGACCAACCCCAACUAAGACAGGCUUCUGCCAUGUGUGCAUCUUUAUCUUAAAUUGACCUAUUCAUCC